AAAAAGAUCAUUGCAUUUCUUUCUGCUUUCUUAUUCUUUUUUCUUUUUUUUUUUUAUCUCUCUCUCUCACAUCAUGAGCGAACCUAAUCAAAAGACUCCGUUGCUAAACAGCCAAAACAGUGGCAAGAAACCACCGCUGAGUCGGCCUAAAUACAAACGACGUCGGUCGUCGUUUGAUCCGUCAACGUACAACAGUACCGGUCAAGCCCUCGGUUUCGUCAAGUCGGCCGAAUCCACAUCGUCCGGACCCGGUCUAAACUUGCUUCAAAUAUUGACCUUGACCAUUUGCAUGGCCGGCGUCCAGUUUACCUGGACGGUCGAAUUAUCGUAUGGUACACCUUAUUUGCUAUCCUUGGACCUUUCGAAAGAGUUGACGGCGUUGGUCUGGCUUGCAGGACCAUUGUCGGGUCUCCUUGUCCAACCCUUAAUUGGUGCAUUUAGUGACAAGUGCACUUCUCGUUUCGGAAAACGUCGUCCAUUCAUCGUCGUCGCCGGGAUCUUGACUUGCCUUUCCAUGGUGGGCGUUGCCUAUGCCAAAGAAAUCGGGGCUUUCAUCGGGCAAUCCUUAUAUCCGAACGAUGCAGAACACGCUGCACACACGUAUGCGAUUGUGGUGGCUGUAUCGGCAUUUUAUUUCUUGGACUUUACAUUGAACGCCGUGCAAGCAAUCUGUCGCGCUCUGAUUUUAGAUAUCCCUCCUCUGUGGCAGCAAGAGUAUGCGAAUGCGUGGAGUGCGCGUAUGAGUAACUCGGCCAUGGUGAUUGGUUACUUUGUCGGUUAUCUCGAUCUCGUCACGUACUUUCCUUGGCUGGGCGAUUCUCAGAUCAAAGUCUUUUGUAUCGUUGCGAUGGUGGUCUUUUGUGCCACCUUGGCAGUGACUUGCAUCGGCGUCAAAGAAAAGCCAUUGGAAGCGGUGGAUCAAGACAAUCAACCAUGGUACCACACGUUCAUGUACAUUUGGCGAGCUUUCCGAUUCCUUCCCAAACCGAUUCAAAGCUUGUGCAACACUCAAUUCUUUGCGUGGAUGGGAUGGUUCCCCUUCUUGUUCUACAGCACUCAGUGGGUCUCGGACAUCUACUUUGCUACGCAUCCUUCAGACACUGAUCGCGAUUGGUCCGAGGGAACACGGGCCGGGUCAUUUGCCUUAUUAUGCUACAGUAUCGUUUCCGUCAUUGCAGGUAUCAUCAUCCCCGCGGUUGGCAUGAGAUUCGAAAAACGGGCACCGUGGUUAUCCAUGCUGAACAUCUACACCGCCUCGCAUCUCAUGGUCGCCGCCGCGCUAUUGUCGGCAUGGUAUGUACGAUCGGUGCUCGCUGCGACUGUUGUAUUGGCGAUCAUGGGCAUCCCGUGGGCCAUUGUUUUGUGGAUUCCGUUCUCACUUGUUGGCGAAUACGUGAGCUACGAAGAUGAACGCCGUCAGUUGCAGGCCGCUUCGCCUUCAUCCUCGAGUGUAUCCUCUUCUCCUGUGCGUUUGGAAGAUCAGCAAGAAGAAUUUGAUGCCGGCAUGAUUCUUGGCGUCCAUAAUAUGUACAUUGUGUUCCCCCAAUUUGCAGUGGCUAUCAUUGCUGCGUUCAUCUUUGCAGCAGCUGAUGCGGUCAAGCGCGAUGAAUCGUCCAGUGUAGCGUCGGUGCUUGCGUUUGGUGGUCUCAUGGCCCUGAUUGCUGCCGUAUUCAGUCGUUACAUCACUCGUGUCAAGUGA
This is a messenger RNA of Radiomyces spectabilis, 1699 nucleotides long. RefSeq names its product major facilitator superfamily domain-containing protein. The transcript has 5 exons. Bases 74 to 1699 code for a protein of 541 amino acids. The record is from RefSeq and is a predicted model, not a curated record. Gene Ontology annotation, cellular component: membrane. Gene Ontology annotation, molecular function: sucrose:proton symporter activity. Lineage: Eukaryota; Fungi; Mucoromycota; Mucoromycetes; Mucorales; Radiomycetaceae.